Sclerotinia trifoliorum is the source of this 1882-nucleotide messenger RNA. NCBI's taxonomy places the organism in Eukaryota, Fungi, Ascomycota, Leotiomycetes, Helotiales, Sclerotiniaceae. The record is from the annotation of a GenBank genome assembly.
CCCACUAAGCCUCAAUAUAAAUUGCACAAACUUUUCGUAAUCGAAGUAAAAUGGAAUCCUUGAGCGAGACGCAAUGGGAUUUGGUGAUUGAGGGCACUGGUUUGAAGCACUCUUUGCUUGCCUUGUAAGUUAAUUACUCCAUCAGUCCCGCCGUGGACCUGUUUGCAUAAGAUGAGGCAAUUUAAGAAGAAAACUAACUAACAUAGUAGCAUGAAGAGCCUUCUCUCGUUCGAACAAGAAAAUAUUGCACGUCGAUAAUAAUGAGUACUAUGGAGAUGAAGAAGCAGCCUUUAGUUUGCAGGAAAUAGAUACAUGGGUAAAGCAUUCGGUUUCGCAGAACAGUACAUCAAGUUUCAGCAAUGCUUCCGCAGCCUAUGAUUCUGCCCAUAAAGAGAAGUUAAGCUUCUCCAGGGCAUACAAUCUCACCCUCUCGCCACAAAUAAUCUACACUCGAUCACCACUCCUGUCCACCCUCGUGUCCUCGAAAGUCUACAAACAGCUGGAGUUUCAAGCUGCCGGUAGCUGGUUCUUAUAUGGCGAUGCAGCACUGAAACGUCUGCCAUCAGGUCGAGAAGAUAUUUUUCAAGAUGACAGUAUCGAUAAUCGUGCGAAGCGAUCUCUGAUGAAAUUCUUGAAAUUUGUCGUAGAUUACGAGAACCAACUUGACGUCUGGCAAGAAAAAGCUGAGAUGGGAUUAUCACAGUUUCUUGCGGAUGAUUUCAAACUUCCUCGGAAUCUGCAGGUCCUCAUUGGAGCUUUGACACUGUCACUCGACACACUUGAGGGUACAAAAGUGGGAUACGCGCUGCCGAGAAUCCAAAGACAUCUUACAUCAAUUGGUGUUUUUGGUCCUGGAUUUGGAGCUGUCGUACCUAAAUGGGGUGGUGGAGCUGAAAUUGCCCAAGUUGCGUGUAGAGCUGGCGCAGUAGGUGGUGGGGUGUAUGUUUUGGGAACUGGCAUCCGAGAUGAGAAAUGUAUUCAGGAUGACUGCACCACAACACAUGAAGUCCAUCUAUCGAAUGAUGAAAAGGUUAAAGCCAGAUACAUUACUCGAAUUGACAGAGACGCACCUCCCGGCGCAAUACGGGUUGCUAAGACUAUGGCUAUUGUGUCGUCGUCUUUGGGGAAUCUUUUUACUAGUACAGUUGAAGGUUCUCCAGUCUCUGCGGUCUCUGUCAUCGUUUUCCCAGCGACAACUAUAUCAACAUCAGAUUUCAGUCAAGAUUAUCCGGUGUAUAUCAUGGCUCAUUCCAGCGAAACUGGUGAAUGCCCUGCGGGUCAAUGUUAGUAUUAUCCCUUUUCCUUCUCUACUCAAUCACGCAUUAUAUGAUGAACAAACUUAAAAUACUUAUCUACAUUGUCUGAAUUCCAUUGAAGAUAAUAACUCUAACUGUCUGAUAAUGCUACCAUCAUUCUCAAAUUAUUUGACCUUACUUUUGUGGUACAAAAUAGCUAAUGAUGAUUUCAGGUAUCCUCUACGCUACUACUCUCCUUCCCGAUUCUUCCACCACGCAGACUGGCAAAUUCCUUCUAGAGGAGGUCAUCUCCAAGUUUCUGGGGACAAAAGAGGGUGCUGAUGGGCAAGUCCUUUAUAACGUAUAUUACGAGCAGCAAGGAACCAAGGAGAAGCUGGACCUUGCCUUCAAUGAUCAAGUCUUGAAGGAUGUCGAGGAGGAGUGGAAAAGAAUUUCUGAAUGGGAUGAAGAGUCUCCUUUCAUGGUAUUUGAAGAACGGAAUGGAAUGGGUGAUGAUGAUGAUGGCGCGGAAUAUUGAAGCGCCUAUCAAGGAGUUGUGAUGACAUUGCAUUUAGAGCUCAUAGAGUGGUUACAGACUCCAUUUACGAAUUAUGAUAUCAUGACUUCUACACUCUACAUCUGUCUUU